AGAUACAGAUACAGAUAGAGAGAUACAUAUAGAGAUAGAGAGCGCGUGAACCCGCUCUAGGGUCAAUUCGGCGAUACAACUCUCUAUGAGUACCACUUCGGUGUUAUCAGCUUGAUUGGAUAAACUGUUGCAACAACCGGAACAACAACAACAACAACAAGGAAAACAAUGCUGCACAUUUGCCUCGCCCUCUCGUUGCUGCUGCUCAGCACACACUCUAGCGCUCGUGGCAAGGAAGUGAGUGGCCUGAGUGCGGCUGCGGAUGCCACGCCCACAUUGCGAGAGCAACGCUAUGCUAACUUUACGGAACUAUCUGAGGCGGUGCAUGCCUCACUGCAGUCACACGAGCGGUGGCAGCAACAGCGUCAGCUGCAACACGGACGCAGCAAGCGAGCGGUGAAGCGUGUCUGCUACAAUGAGUUGGGCUGCUUCGAGGACUCGGGUCCGUUUGCCUAUCUGGAGAUGCUGCCGUCAUCGCCCGAGGAGAUCAACACCAAGUUCUUCUUCUACUCGACUCGCCAGCGCUCUGAUCAGCCGCUGAUGGAAUUGUCGUUCCUCAAUAUGACCGCGGCCUUCGCCAAGGCCAAGGCCAAAGCAAAACGCGAAUCCGAGACGGCAACGGACACCACCAGCUCACCCAGCUCCACAGCUGCCACUGGCAACAAUGCAACAGUCACCGACAGGCCAAGCAGCAGCAGCAGCUCGAGUCCAAAGAAAUCCCCGCCACCGUCCAUCGAUGAUCUCGAGGGUUUCGAUGAACUCUCCGUGCGCGUCAUUGUCCACGGCUUUGGCUCUGCCUGUCCCCAUGUCUGGAUAUAUGAGAUGAAGACGGCUCUGAUGGCAGUGGAGGAUUGCAUUGUCAUCUGUGUAGACUGGGAGAAUGGCGCCACGUUUCCGAAUUAUGUGAGGGCUGCGGCCAACACGCGUCUGGUGGGCAAACAGUUGGCCAUGUUGUUGCGGCAUCUGGAGCAGCACAAGGGCCUUAAUCUGAUGCGCACCCAUGUGAUUGGCUUCAGCCUUGGCGCCCAUGUCUCAGGAUUUGCCGGCGCCGAGUUGCCCGGACUGUCGCGCAUCACCGGCCUGGAUCCGGCCGGACCGCUCUUUGAGGCACAGCAUCCGAAGGUGCGACUGGACAGCAGCGAUGCCGAAUUCGUCGAUGUGAUACAUUCGAAUGGCGAGAAUCUGAUAUUGGGUGGCUUGGGAUCGUGGCAGCCAAUGGGACAUGUUGAUUACUAUCCAAAUGGCGGUCGUGUGCAGACGGGUUGUUCCAAUCUCUUUGUGGGCGCCGUCACGGACUUUAUCUGGUCUGCCCAGGCGGCGGAGGAUGAGGAGGGACGUUCACUGUGCAACCAUAGACGCGCCUACAAGUUCUUCAUUGACUCAGUGGCACCGCGCUGCAUGUUUCCAGCAUUCCCCUGUGCCAACUACGACGAUUUCCUUAAGGGAAAGUGCUUUCCCUGCGCACAGGAUGACGAGGAUCUUGCCGAGGGCGUGCCACGUUGUGGCAACAUGGGCUACUAUGCGGACAGAUCGACAGGACGCGGUCAGCUCUAUCUGUUGACCCGAGAGGAGGAACCCUUCUGUGCCCAUCAGUUCCAGCUGCAGAUCUUCAACUCGUUCAACGAUCUUCCGCUGCGCACAAUUGGCCGCCUCGAGGCCAUACUCGAGGGUGAUGGCGGCCUCAAUGAGACCUUUGAGAUAUCCGAAAAGGACGAUGCCGAGUUCUUUGCUGGCGACAUAGUGUCCAAGAUUAUUGUGCCACAUCCGGCGCUGGGCUUUCCCACCACACUUAGUCUGCACUACAAGUCCUACAGCGGUUGGCUGUCCAAGGGUCUGCCCCACUGGGACAUCGACAAGGUGGUGCUGACGGACAGCUUCGGUCGCAGCCAUUCGCUGUGCCGCCCCAGCACAAAGCUCAGCAGCGGAAGUCCGGUGCGCAUGCGUCUGCAGGCGGGCAACUGCGAGCUGGACAAUCAGGAUGACUAUGGGGCGUAUACGACACAGCCGCCGGUUGCCUCGCUGCCGUCGAGCACAGAUGCGCCGGCUGUCGAUUCGAGUGUGCAGGAGUCGGGCUUGAGUGCGAUGAGUGUCGAUGGCGUUGAGAGCGUGAAGCAGCGAAAGGACAUCUUUAAUUUGGGCACCAGUUUUAAGUUGGCACAGAAUCAAACCUAUCCGCUGGAUCAAACCGAUGAGUUGCCCUGGCAGCCCAUACUCGUGGGCAAUUCCCUCGACAAGGAUGCCAAUGAGGCCGAGGCAGCCGAGUCCAGUCGCAGUCUCUCCGAUAAUUUGGCACCUGGCCAACAGCCGAACAACGAGAUAUUUGAACCCGUGCUCAAGGAUCGCCGACUCUCGCUCAAUCGUGGACGCAAUCUGCACGAGCAAACGACAACCGAGGAGAUCGUGGAGCCCGUCCUGAAGGCAACGACGCCACGUGCCAAGCAUGGCAAGGAUCUACAGCUGCCGGACAUUGAGUCUCCUGCCAAAGGCAGUACAGGCAGUAAAAGAAGCAACAAUAGUCCGGAUAGUGGCGCGGCAACACCGCCCAAGAUGAUGGCACAACUGGCCAGCGGGCAAGAGGAGCCGCUGCAGACGGUGCAGCUGCUGCCCUUCCGACUCGGGGAACUGCUGCAACGUGCCGAGCGCUAUGCACGCGAAACACUGUUGCCACUGAUCUCGGUGCAAGCACCGCGCUUCUUUGGCUUCAAUGUGACGCCUCACGAUCGCGAUCAGUCGCGCCCCGGCGAGUCUCGCAAGCCGCGCUACAUUCCACGCUACGAGGAGGCAGCCUUCCUCAAUACCAGCUCGAGCUCAAGCAAUGGCAAUCGACGUCAGUCGGCAACAGAGGACAAGGAUCAGGUGGCCCGACGUAAUCUCUUUAGACUGCUGCGUUCGGAUGGUGCACGAUCCCAGCGGCAGCAUCAGCGACAGCGUCAGGAGCCAACGGUUGCAACGCUGCCAACAGUGGUUGAUCAACCAGGUGAUCAACCAGGAAACGAGAUCAACUACUAUACGAAUAUGCAGCUAACCGAGUCGCGCUCAAUGCGACCUGAAUCGCCGAAUUAUCGUCCAGUUUUCAUUGAUCUACCCACAUAUCGACCGCCCUUGGCAUCCAAGGCGAAAGCCAAGGCGUUGCGACGCGGUCGUGUCCAGCAGCUGACCUGAUGUCCACUGUGAUGGACAGGUCAAGGCAAUCGCUAUAAUUAUAUUUUUUUGUAAACACUAUGUGAUAUGACAAGCUGAUAAGACAUCCGCCGCCGCAGCUCCAUUUCUAUUUUCUUCUUCUUUUUUAUCAUUCGUGUGUCUUUCUUUCGGGCUGCUGCUCGUCCUACUACUUACAAACAAACAAACAAACAAGAAUUUCACUACUUUUCACACUGUGUAAAUAACCGUUUAUGGAAUUUCAAAUUCGUAUUGAACAUCAUCUUAAAUGACUACAGUUAAGAUAGCGAUUAAGUUUAUAAUGUGACAAUUAAAUAAAUUAAUAGAGUGUUAAGUACAUACUCGUAAACACAAGUAUCAUAAU
Molecule: messenger RNA, 3523 nt
Organism: Drosophila albomicans
Lineage: Eukaryota; Metazoa; Arthropoda; Insecta; Diptera; Drosophilidae
Exons: 5
Coding region: 169-3162 (997 amino acids)
Biological process (GO): lipid metabolic process
Molecular function (GO): lipase activity
Source: RefSeq, a predicted model, not a curated record